Messenger RNA from Notechis scutatus (mainland tiger snake), 1779 nucleotides. Its product is annotated as vomeronasal type-2 receptor 26-like. Lineage: Eukaryota; Metazoa; Chordata; Lepidosauria; Squamata; Elapidae. Gene Ontology annotation, biological process: G protein-coupled receptor signaling pathway. The record is from RefSeq and is a predicted model, not a curated record. Gene Ontology annotation, cellular component: plasma membrane. Gene Ontology annotation, molecular function: G protein-coupled receptor activity.
AUGGACUUAGGUGCUCAAAGAAUGCUCCUUUUGUUUCUGCUUCUGCUGCAGCUGCAGCCCUAUGGUGCCAGUGGGAUGCUCCACACCAAGUGUCCCUUAACUUUGGAGCAUGAGGAAUUCAAUGAAGGGAAUCGCUACAAGCCAGGGGACCAUGUUAUUGCUGGACUUCUCUCUAUAUCGCCUGCCUGGUUUCUACCAAAUGAUUUUCAAAGGCCUCCAUCUGCUAACAUUUCAUGGAAAGGAUCUUCCUAUUACUGGAAAAUUCUGUCCUUCCUUUUUGCCAUCCAGGAGAUCAACCAGGAUCCCAAACUCUUACCCAAUAUCACCUUGAGCUACAACCUCCACAACAACUUUUUAAACACCAGGAUUACUUCAGAUGCCUUGGUGGACCUGCUUUCUGUUGGAGAUGCCAACAUUCCAAACUACAGCUGUGGAAGACAGAAAGACCUCUGGGUUCUCCUGGAAGCAGCUGACUCAGACAUCUCCAUACAAAUUUCAACGAUGGCAGCCAUCUACAAAAUCCCACAGCUUCACCGUUUCCUCCAAAACUCUCAACUGCACAAUCGUUCCUUGGAUGGAAUACAUUUGGAUGAAAAAGGAAACCUGGUAGCUGAUUUGGACAUCAUGAACUGGAUGGUUUUUCCAAAUAACUCUGUCACCAAAGUGAUGUUUGGGAGUCUAAUAAAACAGAGAUCCUCGGAUUUCAAAUUUUCAAUCAAUCAGGAUGCUCUCGAGCACCUGGAAUUACUCAACAAGCCCCUGCCUCUUUCCAAGUGUGUACAAAGUUGUUCUCGUGGAUUCCACAAGAUGGCUGAAAGAGGGAGACCCAUGUGCUGUUACAAUUGUGUUGUUUGUGCAGAAGGAGCCAUCUCUGCUCAGGAAGAUGCAGAAAAGUGCACCAGGUGUCCAGAUGAUCAGCACCCAAAUGAGAAGAAAGACCACUGUGUUCCUAAAGUUAUAACUUAUUUGUCUUAUGAAGGACAUUUGGGGAUUCUUCUUGUUUCCUUUGCUGGGUUCAUGGUCUUCAUCACAAGCUUUGUGCUGGGAAUCUUCAUUAAAUUCCUAGAAACUCCAAUUGUGAAGGCCAACAAUCGAGACCUUUCCUUCAUUCUCCUGGGUUCCCUUCUGCUUUCCUUCUUAUCCUCCUUCCUAUUCAUUGGCCGACCCAUGCAAGCCACGUGCUUUUCCCAACAAAUGGUCUUCACUACCAUAUUCACAGCUGCCAUUUCUUCAGUGCUAGCAAAAACCAUCACAGUGGUGUUGGCGUUUUUGGCUACCAAGCCAGGAAAUAAGAUGAAGAAAUGGCUGGGGAAGAGCUUGGCCAACUCCAUUGUCUUAUCUUGCUCAAGUGUCCAAGUUGUUAUUGGUAGCAUUUGGUUGGGAGCUUGUCCCCCUUUCCUUGAGUUUGACAAGCAUUCUCAGCUUGAAGAGAUUAUCUUGAAAUGCAAUGAGGGCUCAGUCACUAUGUUUUAUUUUGCUCUUGGUUACAUGGGCUUCCUGGCUGUCAGUUGCUUCACGGUGGCUUUCCUGGCCAGGAAUCUGCCUGGAGCUUUCAAUGAAGCCAAGCUGAUCACCUUCAGCAUGCUGGUAUUCUGCAGCGUCUGGGUGUCUUUCAUUCCUGCCUACCUGAGUAUCAAAGGGAAGUACAUGGUGGCUGUGCAGGUCUUCUCCAUCUUGGUUUCCAGUGCUGGUCUGUUGGUCUGCAUCUUCAUCCCUAAAUGCUACAUUAUUGUGCUAAGGCCAAAGCUGAAUACAAAAGAACAUCUUAAGAUAAAAUAG